Messenger RNA from Amoebophrya sp. A120, 913 nucleotides. The record is from the annotation of a GenBank genome assembly. Lineage: Eukaryota; Dinophyceae; Syndiniales; Amoebophryaceae.
CCAGCAUUAUUGCUGUUGAGUCGUCCACCAGUUGGUCCGGAGGACCACCUCCGGGGACUUUUAAUAUUGAUUGCAGCGAGCUAAUAAAAAUGUCGUGACCUACUUCUUUAUGCUGCUCAAAGCAAGACCCGGUGUUCUGUUGCCGGUCAUGUUGCCCUCCGUAUCCCUCAAAUGAAGGGGGCGGCGGGGGGGGGUGACGAGCUCUGUUCACUCUGACAAGACUACACGCACACGGCAAGUUGUCAACGCCAAGACGCGGCUGCAGGAGCUACAGUGCGGAUAGGCCGCGUCGUCCGCGCUCGCUCCGUCUAUGAAUCGCAAAAGUAUCGCACUCGAGUAUAAAUGCAUUUACAAAUGAAUUUUCUUAGCAUGAGAAAUAUAAUUUGUAAUGCGGAUUCACCUUAAGAAAAAAGUUGGUAAUGCAUGACUGCAAUUACUACGAGUGCGAUACUUUUGCACAGGAUGCCGUCCUGUGGUCAUCGAUUUACCUCGUCUCGUGGUUGCUCCCACUGCCUGUUUUGCUGCAGCAGCCUUCACGAUGAGGACCGCAGCACGCGUGGACGAGCAGUAGACGCGUUUUCUAAACGACGACAGGACCACGCGGCGCGGGGUACUUCUUAUCAAUUAAGUAUUAAAGAAUAGGAAAGAGGCUAGAAGUGCGACGAGGACCUAUGGAUUAUAAUAGAGCCUUCGUCCUUCUCUUCUCGUGAAAAAUCUUCGCGGCACCAGACGAUUUGAGCAAAGUCUUCUCGUGAACAACAUCAACAUCAAGCAGAUCAUGAGCUGGGUCCGAUGCUGGCUCGUGCUGUUACCGGUGCUUGUUCGUCCGCCGACCGGGUUGCCGGCUUUUCAUGUGGCGUUACCGAAUGCGGGAGCAGGCGGGGCUGCGGGGGAGCUGCUGCAGGGGGUAUGA